Messenger RNA from Monascus purpureus, 3968 nucleotides. The record is from the annotation of a GenBank genome assembly. Lineage: Eukaryota; Fungi; Ascomycota; Eurotiomycetes; Eurotiales; Aspergillaceae.
GGCUUCUCCCCCCGCGUCCGUCUGCUUCUUUGUCAAACUCCUUGCGCUUUCUGGUCAAUCAUCACUUAUUCGCCUUUCUUCUACACUCCCACCUCCUCUGUUAGCCCCCAGAGGGAAAAGAAGGAACAGAAGAACCAAGAAAAAUCAUAAGGGAAAGCGGUAGCCUUCGGAUCCAGGCGUGCCGGAGGCACUUUUCUUGAUGGACAACGCUACGGACAAUGACAUGCUCGUCGACGAAUACGAGCAGUAUCACAAUAAUAAUAAUGACAGAACGGAUGUCGUCGUCGUCUCUCGCUCCGGUUCAGAGGAACUGGAGCAAGAGCAAGAGCCAGAGCCAGAGCCUCUAGCAAAUGACUAUCCGGCGAUGAUGGCACGAUGUCUUCCCAAGAUCCCAGAUUUGGAGACCGAGGAUGAGGCAUAUCACACAUGGCACAUCCAGGACUGGCGAAAAAUGAGACAUAAGGAGCAUGGUCCGAUUUUCCAAUGCGCGGGAUCCCCAUGGCGGAUCCUAUUCUUCCCGUACGGUAAUCACGUUGAACACGCUUCAUUUUACUUGGAACAAGCAUGGGAGAAGGAACCCCCGGAGAAUUGGUACGCCUGCGUGCAGUUUGCAUUGGUCCUGUGGAAUGUGAAUGAUCCAAGCAUCUAUGUUACGCACGUCGCCACGCAUCGUUUCAAUGUCGACGAAGGGGACUGGGGGUUCACAAGAUUCUACGACUUCCGAAGACUAUUUACCAUGCCAUGGGAGGGCCGAGGCACUCCACUUGUGCAGAAUGACGAAGCAAAUAUUACGGCUUACGUCCGUGUUGUUAAGGAUCCUACGGGCGUCCUAUGGCACAGCCUUCAGAACUACGAUUCCAAGAAGGAGACUGGUAUGGUAGGGCUGCGGAACCAGGGUGCAACCUGUUACCUUAAUUCACUCCUACAGUCAUUGUAUUUUACCAAUGCAUUCCGGAAGGCUGUCUAUCAGAUCCCUACCGAAAACGAGGCCACACGGGAGAACAGUGCCUGGACUCUCCAGAAACUGUUUUAUUCCCUGCAGACAAGCGACCUUCCAGUCUCGACUACGGAGCUCACCGCGUCUUUUGGCUGGGAAUCGCGACAAAUCUUCGAGCAGCAGGAUGUCCAAGAACUUUCGAGAAAAUUGAUGGAGCGGCUUGAGGAAAAGAUGAAGGGCACGCCGGCCGAAAAGGCAUUAGCUGAACUGUUUGUUGGGAAAACAAAGACUUACAUUUCUUGCAUCAACGUCGACUACGAAUCCUCGCGUAUUGAAGAUUUCUGGGAUAUCCAGCUGAACGUGAGAGGAAACAAGACACUUGAAGACAGCUUCAGGGACUACAUUCAGGUGGAGACUUUGGAAGGCGAGAACAAGUACGAUGCGGGUCAGCCGUACGGUUUGCAAGACGCCAAGAAGGGUGUUAUCUUUGAGAGCUUCCCACCUGUCUUGCAUCUUCACCUGAAGCGCUUUGAAUAUGACAUCAACCGUGAUGCGAUGAUGAAGUUGAAUGACCGACACGCUUUUCCUUUGGAAUUUGAUGCGAGCCCUUAUAUGUCUAAUGAUGCCGACAAGUCGGAGCCCUGGGUGUAUCAAUUGCACGGUGUGUUGGUGCACAGUGGUGACUUCAAUGCUGGCCAUUAUUAUGCCUUUAUAAAGCCCAACAAGGAAGGGUUCUUUUACCGAUUUGAUGACGAUAAGGUGACCCGCGCAACGGAAAAGGAGGCUCUUGACGAGAACUUCGGUGGAGAAUAUGAAUUGGCCAAUGGAACGCCAGGAGUUAGACAGCCUUAUACUCGAACUUUGUCUACCAAACGAUCUAUGAACGCAUACAUGCUCGUUUACAUUCGUAAAUCGAGAUUGGAUGAAGUUCUCGUGCCAAUUACCAAAGACGAUGUCCCUUCACAUAUUGAGAGGCGACUGAUGGAAGAUCGGGCGGAGAUUCUCCGUAGGAAGAAAGAGAGGGAAGAAGCUCACCUUUAUAUUCAGAUUGGAGUCUUAAGUGAGGAAUCCUUCAAAUCUCACCAUGGAUUCGAUUUGACCAGUCCUGAUCUACCUGCCGGAGACCCGGCGCUUCCGAAACAAUAUCGAGUAUUAAGAGCCAAAAAGAUCGGUGAGUUCGCAAAGGAAUUGGCAGAAGAGAACGGGCAUAAACCGGAGCAGGUCCGUUUUUGGAUCAUGGUAAACCGUCAGAAUAAGACAACACGCCCAGAUCAGGUCAUUAGGGAUCCGGAUCUUACUGUUGAGGAGGUAUAUAGCAGGUUUGGGACGAAAGGUAACCCAUUCCGUCUCUGGAUGGAAGUAGGCAAGCCUGCUGCGGAUGGAAGUAUCUCUUGGCCCGACAGCAACACUUCAGUCCUCGUGUUUUUGAAGCAUUUCGAUGUCAUCGCGCAGACUUUGACUGGUGUUUCCGCCGUCUACGUUCGCAAGGCUCAAAGAGUAGCCGAGCUCGCACCAACGAUUCUAGAAGCGAUGAACUGGCCCGCUGGCACCGAGUUCAUGCUCUUUGAAGAAAUCAAACACACGAUGAUCGACCUAAUGAAACCGAAACAGACAUUCCAACAGUCGGAGAUCCAAGAUGGAGAUGUUAUAACAUUCCAGCGGAUUGUCAAAGAAUCAGAACUCCCACCCACGGCGCUGUACAUGGAUGCGAUGCAGUAUUAUGACUACCUCUUGAACAGGAUGAACGUGAACUUUGCGCCCGUAAAAGCAGGAGAGGGCGACGAAUUCACCCUAACCCUCAGCCGAAAGAUGACAUACGAUCAGUUCUCGAAGAAGGUUGGCGAACAUCUCAAUGUUGACCCUACACACUUACGAUUCGCGCCGGUCAUGGCUAGCACCGGGAAACCAAAGCAAUUCCUCAAGCGGAAUAUCAGCCAGAAUCUGUACCAAAUUCUUAAUGGUCAGUAUGGUGCCUAUGGGUAUAGCAUGCAUCGCCCGGAUGCCCUCUAUUAUGAAGUCCUUGAUAUGAGCCUUAGUGAUUACGAAUCCAAGAAAUGUCUCAAGGUGACUUGGCUUCCAGAAGGUAUCACUAAAGAGCAAGUUAUUGAGGUUCUUGUAUCUCGAAGUGGGACGAUUGCGGAUCUUCUCGUUGGGUUACAGAAGAAGGCGAAUUUGGAUGACGACACAAUUCGACACGUUAGAGUGUUCGAGGCGCAUAGUGGAAAGAUAUACAAGGAGCUUAGAGACGACUUUAGUAUAACCGGGCUCAACGAGUUUGUCACAUUAUACGCGGAAAAAAUACCGCAAGAGGAACUCAACAUGUCAGAAGGCGAGCGCCUUAUCAAUGCUUUCAACUUCGAUCGAGAGCCUGGAAAACCACACGGCGUGCCCUUCAAGUUUGUUGUGAAGCCUGGUGAGAUCUUCAAAGAGACGAAAGAUCGGCUCUCUAAACGCACCGGCAUCAAAGGGAAGCAAUUUGAGAAGAUCAAGUUUGCAGUUGUCCCUCGGGUCAUGUACUCAAAUCCACGAUAUCUUGAAGAUGGUGAUAUACUGUCCGACAUAGCCAGCGACCCGGACGACCUCCUCGGUCUCGACCAUGUAAAUAAGAGCCGGAGCUUUUGGAACAGGAGCGAAUCUUUCUUCAUCAGAUAGACUGCAUCGGAAGUCGACGGCCCCGUGAUUGCAUGUGGGUGGCGGAUACUGUCUAUUUUCCAAGACAGGUGUGGCACGGGCGGUUGUAGACGUAGUAGUAUACAUGCCUAGAUGCAGACAUGGCUAUAUUGAGAGAUCUUCGAGCGGAAUGAAGAACCUGUUGGUAGCUGCCUUUUGACCUGACUCCUGGCAUGGGCUCCGCAUGCAUUGGGGUUAAGAAGUCAUGCGGUGUUUCUUGUACGGGAGGCAGCAUAUUCUCAGAUUACUCGAAUACUUUCUCCUUUCUAGAAAUAAUGAUCAUGGAGUGAUGGUGAUAACUUGGAACGUAUGCUGGACAGUGGUAUUAUUUGUGUUGCUAUCUGUGAGCUCGGAUGCAAAC